Molecule: messenger RNA, 267 nt
Organism: Protopolystoma xenopodis
Lineage: Eukaryota; Metazoa; Platyhelminthes; Monogenea; Polystomatidea; Polystomatidae
Source: the annotation of a GenBank genome assembly
AUGGCCAUGGGUGCUGCACACGGUCUGAUGGUGGGGCAGGCAAUUUUUUUCCCAUCUGCCCUUUGCUUACACUCUGUCAGACCGCCAAAGCCUUUAGGACUGCCGAGACCGACAGCCGCAGACGCGAAAAUUGAGUGCCGUGAUGACUCAGACCGCCUCGUAUGCUGCACUACAUCGUACGGGCAGGACGUAGAUUUGCCCGAACGCGACCACACGGUCGUGCCAGCCCAACGCAGCCGGUUUUCAAAUGUCGCCUUAAUCGAUUGA